AUGCUGACGUCUAUUCUCGAUGCGAGACCCUCCUCGUCCUCCUCUUCAUCAUCGAGCACAGAGAUGUGUGCAGUGUGCGGAGAUCAGGUGAACGGCAAGAGGUACGGCGCGCCCGCGUGUCUCGGAUGCAUCGUCUUCUUCCGGAGAGCCGUCAUCAAUCAGAGUCAGUACAAGUGCUGGAAGAAAGGAAGUUGCGUCAUCACUUUUGGUGAGUUCUCAAUUUUUUUCCAGUUGAAAUCUCGUUUUUCAGCUUCCCGAUGUGUUUGCCGUUGUUGCAGACUCCGAAAGUGCUUCAAUGUCGGAAUGAAAGCUGAAGGUACGUGGCAGAAACAAAGAGCAGCCGUGUCUUUUGCCUCCCUCCUUCACCCCUCAUUUGAAAAUGGGUGUACAGUAAGAGCCCGCGCACUUCAUCCGCGCGACAGAUGGACAACAGACAGCUACGCGCGACCCAAGCAGAUGGAUGAGGGCGUUCCGUGACCAUCGAAACAACCAAUGAAACACGCGUUGCGUUCGAUGCCUUUGUCUCGCCACUUGCCGAGACACUUGACCAUUAGGGUCUCUCGCUCUUCUUUUUCUCCUUUCCAUUUGCAUACAUCGUUCCGUCCUCAUCUUUCUCUCUCUCUAAUAUUUUCCAUUUGAGCCAUACAACGACGAGAUCUCCUCGGACCGCGAAAACCGAAAAUAAUCAUACCCAAGCUGGAGAUGAGCCAAUCUGUGGAAGUGGAACGUUUCUCGAGCAGCUCGCGGAGCUCAAUGAGCAGCAGUGAUUGUGAAAAUCUUGAGCUCACAACGCCAGCAUUCGACAUUGAUUCUCUGAUGUUGUUGCAAAGAAGCCAACGCGCUCAUCACGACGGAUUGUGUGCUGUGCCGACCGAUGCGAACGUCUGUGUUCAAGUGAAAGCCAACGGAAAGCACCUGCGUCGGGCGCGUGCUCACGACAUCAAUUUCGUUCUGAAGUUGGGCAUCGACAACGCGAACGAGUGGGCGAUGCAGUUCGAGCCGUAUCGAGCUCUGAGCCAAGGCGACAAGAAUCUGGUGCUCUCCGAGUUUGGCUUCGCAUUCGUGCUCAUCGACCAGGGCUUCAAGACGGCGUACGAGGCGGACGUCGAAGGAUUCUGGGUGCUCCAGAACGGCACCUUCAUGCAUCCCAACUACUUGCUCGCGCUUCCAGAAGCGGAUGCCAAGAAGGACAAUGUGGCGAAGAAGGCCGAGUAAGUCGAAUUUGGCGUGGAACUUGUUGCGGCAGAAAUGGUUUUCCAGACUACACUGUGCGUUUGUAAACGAGCUCGUCAAAUGCGUGAGCACUCCAUUCCGCAAGUUGCAAAUCGACGAAUUCGAGUGCGCCGUUCUCAAAACGGUUCUCCUCCUUACCCGUCAGUGAUCUACAUACACAACACAUUUGAAUAAACGUUGCGUUGUUUCAGCUUCGUUCCCGGGACAAGUGGUGUUCCAAGACGUGGAAGAUCUGCAUACAAAGUGCAUGUCGGAGCUCAUGGAGCACUGCGGAGCCGAGCGAUUUGGAGAGAUCCUGCUGCUCAUCAGCUCGAUCCGGUGCGGAGUGAAGGCGUUGUACAACCAGACACGUGUCUCCGACAUUUUCCAUCUGAUGACUUUCGAUCCAUCCGUCAGAAACAUCUUCCUGUCCUAA
Messenger RNA from Caenorhabditis sp. 36 PRJEB53466, 1648 nucleotides. Lineage: Eukaryota; Metazoa; Nematoda; Chromadorea; Rhabditida; Rhabditidae. The record is from the annotation of a GenBank genome assembly.